AUGCCCUACCUACAAAGCUCAAUAAUGGAGAUCCAUGGCCGACUUAGUAAUCUUCAUCAAGAAAUGACAGCUAUGGCACAACACAUGAUGGUUAAUAUGUCCAAUUUCCGAAACAAAGAAGCUGAGACAGCUAGCCUCAAAAAUCAGCUAAAAGAUCUCCAGAUAAGCUUAGAAAGCAUGAUUCAUAAUCAGAAUCAAGCAGAUACAUACUUUAAUCUUCUUGGAAGUAUGCUAUCAGAAAGACCUAUGUAUCAAGGGAUUUCUCUCUGGUUAUCAAGAGCAUUAACGAAUCCCUCUCUCCCAGGAUUCUUAUCAUCCGACGAAGCUUUCACAUCUCGUUAUGGCACAAGUUCAGUUAGUAAUUUUAAAACGAAGACAACUCGGGCAAAACCAAGAAGACAGAAGGACUCAGAAUACCUGGUCAAUCCAACCAAAAGACCAACUCUUACCUCCUCCUCAAGCCAUGAAUCUAUUGAAGAUACAAAGAAAAAAGAAAGAGAUAUCGGGAUAAUUGAAUUUUUGGUGUCCAGUCUGCUCGAUACUCUCAGCAAAACUUCUAGUGGAAUGGCAACUAAAGAACAGGCCCAAGCACCUCAAGUUAGUUCGUCACAGCCAAUCGCGAUGAUCAAUCAUUUCUCUGAUACAAGCUGCAAUAGCUACAAUGAUAAUGAUGAUAGUUCAGACGAGGAGUCUCUCCCAACGCAAUUUGAGAUGGAUUACACACGCCCCAUAUAUCAAGAAAUGUCAUCAAAGCAGUUUGCUUCAAAAGUCAUGAUAUUCGCAUUCUAUGACAUUUCCUUUGAAAAAUGGAAUGAAUGA
Thlaspi arvense is the source of this 819-nucleotide messenger RNA. Lineage: Eukaryota; Viridiplantae; Streptophyta; Magnoliopsida; Brassicales; Brassicaceae. The record is from the annotation of a GenBank genome assembly.